Oryzias melastigma (Indian medaka) is the source of this 1882-nucleotide messenger RNA. RefSeq names its product mitochondrial ubiquitin ligase activator of nfkb 1-A (gene mul3). The record is from RefSeq and is a predicted model, not a curated record. The transcript is spliced from 5 exons. The coding region runs from base 64 to 888 and encodes 274 amino acids. Lineage: Eukaryota; Metazoa; Chordata; Actinopteri; Beloniformes; Adrianichthyidae. Gene Ontology annotation, biological process: organelle organization; protein ubiquitination. Gene Ontology annotation, molecular function: ubiquitin-protein transferase activity.
UCUAAAAUGAGGAAAUGAAGCAGCGACACUUGUUCUAAACAAAAACGUGAUUGAGAUUCAGACAUGAGUGACUUUUCCCUUAACCCUCUUGUUCUGGUUGGUAUUGGAUCCAGUUUUGCAUUUUCUGGUGUUUUUUAUCAUUUAUAUCAGAAUAAAAAACAGGAAGUGGAUGAACUAAAGAAAAUACCAUGUUUUAGACCAGAUCAGCAUUUGGUUAAAGUACUGAAGGCGUCCCGCCACAACAGACUUCACUAUGCUGCUGUUGAAGGUGUGGUUGAAGCGGACACAGAACCUCUGGCGAGCCGGUUUGUGCCGAGAUGCUUUGGAGUCAUUCAGAAGAUAACUAUGCAGGAGCACUGGAAAUACUGGAACUCUGUCAGCAAUAGCUGGGGAUCAAAGACGACCAACAAGAAAGAGACAAACAACUUUGUGCCUUUCAGCCUUGUUAGUCCUGGAUCCUACAUCCCUGAUGUUUUUGUCAAAGUCCAAAAUCCUUUGGAGGUCUCUGGCUUUUUCUUGGAGACCGUCUAUCAGAAAAUGAAACGUGCCGAAGAAGGAUUGGUGGAGAUGGUUUUGGAGGGUCUGAGUGGUGAGAAACCGGUGGGGCUGGAGGAGGUGGAGGAGCUGCUGCGUGUGGGGAGCACCGUGACGGGCUUUGGAGAGGUGGUUCUGGAGGGGGAUCAAGUGAUCAGGCUGCAGCCCCCAAAGGACGGCCGCAAGUACUUCCUGACGCCCACCGACCACAGAGGCUUCAUCAGCCAACAUGAGGGAGUCGCUAGCUUGUGGAAGACGUUGUCUGCUGUAACCGGGAUCACAGGGACUGCCAUCCUCGCCGGUUUGGUUUACAGUUUCUUUGAAAAAAAGGAUGACAGGUCCAAAAAGGUUUGAGGAUCUGGAAGUUUCCAAGCUGCACAGGUGGUGCCACAACCUGACGCUGCUUCAGGAGUCUUCAUGCUGACGCUGAACUGAAGCAUUUGCAAUUUUAAUUUACUGUAAUGUUUUUUUUUACCCAUAAAGUGCCUUGUUUAGUAACAGGGCACAAAAAAUACACAGAUUUCAAAACUUAAAAGCACUCCAAAAUCAAAUCUGUUAAACAAACUCACAUCUAAAAGGGGCCAAAUGUGGACACACUGCAAAAACAGGCACCCAAGAAAUGGGUCAAAAAUUUAAAUUAUCUUUUUUAAAGCCAAAAAAAGAAAAAAAAAAUCUGCCAAUGGGGAAACAAAUGUCUAACCAGGAAUUUCUAUUUUAAGAAAUAAAUGUCUUGUGACUAAGAUGUUUUCUCAAACUAUGAUUAUUUUGCUGUUCUUAAUAGGAUUAUUUUUCUUUCAAGACAGAAAAUGAGACAUUUAUUUUUCUUGACAUGAGGAUCUUUUUACUCUAAGUUUCAGUUUUUCCUUUGUAUAGCAACCAUCUACAAAAUUAAACGCUAACUUGUUACUUAAGUUAGAAUAUGAACAUGAAACAGUUAAUCUGAAACUACUGAAUUUCCGCUUGUGACCUAAUUAUCAAUCAAUGAAUCUAUAUUUUAUUGCUUCUUUUCAGGGAAAAAAGGGGCAAACAUAUUUUUUUAAUAGUUUCUAGCUGCUGAACUGUGUGGGUUUCUCUAAUCGUAUUUUUGCUGGAUUUUCUUCAUUUGAAUCUUUCUUGAAAUGGAUUCAUAUGGGAUCAGUGGUGUUGUCUGCAUUGUAACAGCUGUGUGUGAAAGAGUGAAAGUUGUUCCAUGUCAGAAAUAAUAGUUGUUUAUUUUUAUAUGUACCUCCUGUGAUUGAGCCAAACACUUUUUAUAAGAUCAUACUUGUUCGCAGACAUAUGAUUAAAUAAAGCAACAGCUGGAUCCUGAUGCAUUUUGUGUUAAGAAAGAAUAAAAUAUGCAAACUGC